GGACCUGCAAAGCUGCGUUCUACUUCGUCAAUUAACCUCUUUAACCUUAGUUCUUGCACCUGUCUUCGUCUAAAAUCUUCUUAUAGCGAUUUGAGUUAAUGUUUUAAUGUAGAUUGGUUCAGAAACAUAAAAACGAAGACAAACUUUUUGGACCAUUUCCUAGGCAACGGACGCCAUAUUGUAAACAGUUGUGACGGGCACCUGCCAGUGCAUGUUGAUGUGUAUACAUUUUUGUUGAUUUCGGCUAUUUCUGAUCAGUUUAAAUUCCUCAAAAUGUCUGAUCAAGAGGAAGAAACCUUCGAAGGUGGUGAGGAAGAGGAAGUAGGUGACGAGGGAGGUGCAGAGGAAGAGGACGCACAGGCUGAAGAGGAGGAAAAUCCUGAGGAGGGAGAUGAGGAAGAAAAAGAGGAAAAAGAAGAGGGAGAAGAGGAGGAAGAGGAGAAAAUUCCAGAGAUUCUUCUGUCAAUGGAGAUGAUCAGAGACUGCAUUUCACUUCUGUGUAAGAUUGGAGAUGGUUUAGCCCACGCCUAUGUCAAACUUGAUGUGAAAGAUAGGGAAAUCACUGAUAUCAAAAUCUUGACCCAAUUUAUUCACCUCCGCUACAUUGAGCUAACACGGAACAAUCUCAAAGACAUCAGUUCUCUGAACUGUUUGACGCAUCUGUUGACCCUCAAAGCCGACCAGAAUAUGCUGACGAGCGCCAAACUCGACGAGUUGCCAUAUCUACAGUCGGCAAGUUUCAAUCACAACCGAAUUACAUCGACGGAAGGGGUUAAUCAUCCGUUAUUAGAGCAGCUUAGUAUAUCUUUCAAUGACAUCCAUGAGGUUUCCGGCUUGGAUCCCGUCCUAUUAAGUCGUCUCCACACCCUAGAACUGCGAGGAAACAAAUUGGAAUCAACAGCAGGAAUCACUUUACCAAAUCUUAGAAACUUAUUCUUGGGACAAAAUACCAUCAAAAAAAUUGAAGGUUUGCACGGUCUUGAACAUUUGACAACCCUCCAUCUCCGUGACAACCAGUUGGAAAAUCUUGACGGUUUUACAGACGAGUUGAAAAAUUUACAGUACAUUAACCUGAGGGGAAAUAACUUGACCGAUAUGAAGGAGACCAAGAAACUGCAGCCACUUCCCAAACUGCGGGCGUUGGUCCUAGCGGACAACCCCAUCGCCGAUGAGGAUGACUACAGGAUGGAGACGCUGAUUGCGUUAAGGAAGCUGGAGCGACUCGACAAGGAUGAGUACAAUGAUGAUGAGAGACAGGAGGCAGAGGAGAUUUACGAGCAGAGGAGGGCAGAGGAGUUAGCAGCAGAGGCACAGGAAGAGAUAGCAUCAGACACGGAAGAAAUUGUGGAGUGAUUAACGUAUUAACUACCUCUGGAUUAUUCACAGUACUAUACAGUGUGGUUCAAAAUGAGGACUUUUUCCCCAAGAAAGCACUGGCAGGAGUCAGAAAAAAUCUGAAAGCCAGCAAACUUCAUCACAAUUGAAUAACCUGAAAGUCCAUUCAGGCAGACUAAGACUGGCAAUUACAUAGUU
This is a messenger RNA of Lineus longissimus, 1533 nucleotides long. RefSeq names its product leucine-rich repeat-containing protein 23-like. NCBI's taxonomy places the organism in Eukaryota, Metazoa, Nemertea, Pilidiophora, Heteronemertea, Lineidae. Bases 274 to 1353 code for a protein of 359 amino acids. Gene Ontology annotation, molecular function: protein binding. The transcript has 7 exons. The record is from RefSeq and is a predicted model, not a curated record.